Clavispora lusitaniae ATCC 42720 is the source of this 1131-nucleotide messenger RNA. RefSeq names its product Glg2p (gene GLG2). NCBI's taxonomy places the organism in Eukaryota, Fungi, Ascomycota, Pichiomycetes, Serinales, Metschnikowiaceae. The record is from RefSeq and is a predicted model, not a curated record. Gene Ontology annotation, cellular component: cytoplasm. Gene Ontology annotation, molecular function: glycosyltransferase activity.
AUGAAGGCUUAUGUUACACUUUUAACAAGCGACUCUUAUGUUCCAGGGGCUCUUGCUUUGGGACAGGCAUUGAAAGACUUGCAAACUGAAUAUGAGACUGUGAUUUUGGUUGAUGUGAAACUGGUAUCGCCACAAUCCCUUGAACAUAUAGAAUCAAUUUUUGAUACGGUAAUUGAUAUCAAUGACCGCAAAAUUUUGGCUCCAAUGGAGGAAGUGGUUGAGAAGCUUGGUCGGCCAGAACUCAGUACAGCCAUGUCGAAGCUUUUGAUUUGGGCGUUGGAAGAUUAUGAAACUUUGAUAUACUUGGACUGUGACACAUUGCCAUUGCGGUCCCUUGAUGCUUUGUUUGAGAGAUAUGCCGAUCUUGGGCACAACCAGGUAGUUGCUGCCCCUGACAUAGGAUGGCCAGAUAUUUUCAACUCCGGUGUAAUGAUUUUGAGACCCAGCUUACCUGUUUUUGAAAAGUUAGUGGGUUUCUCUUCUCAGAAAAACUCUUCGUUUGAUGGUGCGGACCAGGGUUUGCUCAAUGAGUUUUUCCACCUUCAAGGAAAUGACUUUUCGUGGAAACGCUUACCUUUUAUUUUUAACGUCACUCCAUCUACGAGCUAUCAAUACAACCCGGCCUUGGCUCGCUUUUGGGACGACAUUCACGUGUUCCAUUUUAUUGGCCAACAAAAACCAUGGUUCGCAAAAUCAGGCGAGAGAAACAGGAUCGAAAAGUUGUGGUGGGAGAAGUUCAACUCUCUAAAACUUGACGAGAAGCAAUAUAUUCAUAUUUUAUCAAACAAGAAGCAACCACCAGAGACUAAAACUGGCAAAGGAAACUGGAACCCAAGCACAAAUCUCCCAUCUUUAGACCAUUUGUCACUAGAAUCAAAUCUGAAAGUCUUUCCUUGGAACCACUCGGAAACAGUCGAGCCCACCCGUGUUUUCCAUGAUACGGGAUUUACAGAUGAAGAGCAGCAUCAGAAGUCAACGCCAUUUACGCUUGAAAAGAGAUCAAGAUAUCAGUCUUCUGGCGAAUCAUUGGGGGCUUCUUAUGGGCAGUUUGAUGAUAGCGAAAGGUUCGAUCCGUCAAAGGCUUUGGAUGAAAUCGCCAAGAUUCCUCUAAAAUUUCUUUCCAAGCAUUGA